Molecule: messenger RNA, 1615 nt
Organism: Leptomonas pyrrhocoris
Lineage: Eukaryota; Euglenozoa; Kinetoplastea; Trypanosomatida; Trypanosomatidae
Product: putative mitochondrial serine carboxypeptidase (CBP1)
Exons: 1
Coding region: 194-1615 (473 amino acids)
Biological process (GO): proteolysis
Molecular function (GO): serine-type carboxypeptidase activity
Source: RefSeq, a predicted model, not a curated record
GCACCGUGUCGAAAGCUGAAAUCUCACUGCACUAAACGCGCGUGUUCUCACGGAUUCUUUUUCUGGUUGUUCCUGUUAAAGUUGCUGUACACAGACGCAGCACCCGGUUCGGCUGUUUCACCGCUGCUCAGCGACGGCGACGGUGCUCAAACGCUCCGAUUCCAAAUUGCUGACCCUAGUAUAUAUUUACUGUAUGUACUAUAUAUUUAUUACACCUCUUUUUUCUUUUCCUUAUCGAUACCUGAUGACCACCACGCUGUCGCGUUUUGCGCUCGUGGCUGCCACCGCCACGCUCUGCCUGUGCUGCGUCUACGCAUCCGCAAAGACGAACUUUGGCUACGCUGCCUGCGACCCCUCCGUCGUGCAGUCCAGCGGCUACAUCGACAUCCCCGGUGUGAGUGGGACACAGAAGCACUACUUCUACUGGCUUUUUGGUCCUCGUCGGUGGCCCACGGACGGCAGCCAACCGCCUGUGAUUAUGUGGAUGACGGGCGGAAGCUCGAGCUUUGGUAUGCUGGCUGAGCUUGGUCCUUGCCUGAUGAACGAGACCUCCGGUGAGCUGCACCGCAACGCGUACGGGUGGAACGACGAGGCGUACCUGCUGUUCGUGGACCAGCCGACGGGUGUGGGCUACUCCUACGGCGACAAGGCCAACUACGUGCACAACGAGAGCGGGGUGGCGGAGGACAUGUACCACUUCCUGCAGGGCUUUGCGAGGAAGUUCACGUCGCCCUCCAUCACCGGCGCGAACGACUUCUUCAUCGCAGGCGAGAGCUACGGAGGCCAUUACGUGCCUUCUGUUGCCUAUCGUGUGCUGCAGGGCAACCAGCGUGGUGACGGCCCGGUGAUCAACCUGAAGGGCAUUGCUGUGGGCAACGGUCUGACGGACCCGUACACCCAAUACCCUUCCUAUGUUGACAUCGCCUAUGACUGGUGUAAGAGAAGCACCGGCGCGCCUUGCGUGAACGCGACUACCCGCGACGAGAUGCUGUCGAUGAUGCCACACUGCCUUGAUCUGAUUGCGCAGUGCAACUCCUUCCCAGACGACACGGACGCGUCGUGCGGAGAGGCGAACACGUAUUGCCGCAGUGUUGCCGCGUACUACUCCGCUACCGGCAAGAACAACUACGAUGUCCGCAAACCGUGCGUUGGUGAGCUGUGCUACCCGAUCGACCACCUUUCGGACUUUUUACGCACUGCCGAUGUGAUGAGCGCGUUGGGUGCCAAACCAGAUUUGGUGUGGAACAGCAGCAGUGAUGUCGUGUCGGAGAUGUUCGCGCAUGACAUCCACCGCAACUUCAACUACACCGUUCCACCCCUGUUGGCGGCCGGCAUCCGUGUACUGAUCUACGCCGGUGAUUGCGACUUUAUCUGCAACUGGAUCGGCAACAAGGCGUGGGUGACGGCGCUGAACUGGCCUGGGAAGGCCGCCUUCAACGCCGCGUCGGACGUGGAGUUCCGCGUUGGGGGCCGCGCCGCUGGUCAGGAGCGGAAGUACGGCAACUUCAGCUUCGUGCGUGUGUACGAUGCGGGUCACAUGGUGCCGAUGGACCAGCCGGCGGCCGCCCUGUACAUGGUGUCGCAAUUCCUGCACGACAGGAGGCUUUCCAUGUAG